This is a messenger RNA of Dimorphilus gyrociliatus, 1358 nucleotides long. The record is from the annotation of a GenBank genome assembly. NCBI's taxonomy places the organism in Eukaryota, Metazoa, Annelida, Polychaeta, Dinophilidae.
UGCAGAUAAGAUAAUGACACUAUAAAAGGGAAACAGAGAAAACUGAAAUCAAAUCAUCUUAAGAAAGUCAGACCGUCAACAUGAACAUCUUAUUAAGAUUUUUGAUAUUAUCGCUAAAAUUUAUAGUUGAUUUAAUUGGGGAUAUUUUCCACGCAUUCGGAUUAAAAGUUUCUCUUCUCAGCUAUGAUAGUUUGGUUAGAAGUCUCUCUAAACCCGCUAAAACUGAAUUAAUGAAGGCAGUCUAUGUUCAAGACAAUUUAAAAAUGUUUACAAAAUAUUUUACGGCGGGAAAUCGUGUUCCUUUAAGCGCUCAGUUCUUUUUUAAAAUCUGGGCUACGAAUCUUUUAGAAAUGAGAGUAAGAAUUAAUAGAUGUCUUAAGGAGGAUCCUUCAAUUUAUAGAGUUCCUUUCCGUCGUCCAGUGUUUUUUGUUACUCUAUGGAGAACGGGAAGUACUCACCUUCAUCAUCUUAUGUCUCAAGAUAAAAAGUGGAGAUGUCCCGAAUUAUGGGAAUUAGAAGAUUGCGCCCCACCACCGGGUGGCUUCGAUGACGAGAGAAGAAUUAAGAAAAGCGCCCUAAAAUGGGAUAUAACAUCGGUCCUAAUGGGUUGGAACGAUAUUAAUAAAGUACAUAAAUUUAAUGCAAGAAACCCUGAAGAUUUAUUAAUUUUAUACCAUACCGAUUUCGCUAUGGUUCAAACAGCACUAAUGCAUGAAUACGUCGAAGGUGUUUAUAUGGAUUUCGUUUGUAAUCCGAAGGAGUCUCUUCAAAAUAUUUACGAUCGCAAUCUGAAAACUCGGCUCCAAAUGAUCUGCAGAAAUUCUGAUAUGGAAAGGAGACGACUUUUAACGAUGAUACACACUUUUCCAGUUCAUAUGGAAAGCUUAUUGGAAACAUUUCCAGAUGCUCAAAUAAUUACCUUGCACAGAGAUCCGGCGAAUCAAAUUAAAUCGGCUUGCGAAUUGAUUAAAGUAAAUACACAGUCGACGAAAAGAAUCUUUGCAAGCGACAAUGUUGGUUAUGGAAGAAGAGUGUUCAAAGCCGUUUUAAGAGAUACUAAAAGAAUGAUUAAAUGGAGGGAAGAUCCAAAAUUGCAAGCCAAAGAUUUCGAAAGGUUUAUCGACGUUCAAUUUAAAGAUUUAAUUGAAGAUCCAAUCGGUACAGUAGAGUACAUUUACAAAAAACUGGAUAUGACAUUAGAUCAAGAAGCAAAAGUGAAUAUGCUGAACUUUUUAAACGAUCACACAAAAUCAACAAAGAAUACUAAAGUAUCGAAAUUGUUCGAUUACGGAUUAACUGAAGAUUAUGUGAGAGAUUCUCUAAAGUAUUAUAUAGACUAUUUCAAUGUUAAAUUAUAA